UCCCUUGGGUGCGGCUUUACAGCUCGACUGACAAGGACCGAGUGAAGCCGAAAGCAGACGAGAGGAGCCGAAGUGCCAAACUGCUGUAGCGGCAUCUGAAGGAGCACCCAGGCAGCGAGCGAGCCGUAUAACGGGAUCAAGCAACGCAACUCGGCACCGCAGCACCCAGGCGGAGUGUAAAAUGAAGGCUGCGGGGACGAAAGGAUGGAAAUCGGAUCGUCGGUUCGUGACUCCACAUUAAGGAAAGGCCCACAUUCAAGAAACAUUUCCUGGAGAGUCGCCGGCCGACCGCGGCUAAGCAUCCACACCCCCGGGCACCGGGCAGAAGCGCGCUGACGUGACAGCGGCCUUGAGUGCCAGCUGCCCAGAUAGCAAAUACCGUUGUUUUUUUUUUUUGUGGAUUAAAAAGCUAAAAAAAACUUGAUUUUUUGUAUUGUGCAAGAUGUUCACUGGCAUGGUGAAGUUGGACGGGCCGAUAAUUUCCUCAUCCGGCUCUCGAAGCCCGCAGACGCAAGCUGGAAGCCCGAUGCUGUACUCCAUGGGUGGGAGCUCCCGCAGGAAGAAACUUCAUAGAAGGCCUGGUUAUAUGAGAGGGGCCCCCAAACAAUGCCUGGAGUUCAGCAUGGAGGAAAACAGCAAAAGACCUUGUCUAGGACCAGUUAUCAGCAGAACUGCUUACUCAGAUAUGCAAAAUGUUGCACUUGAUGAUAGAUCAGUACGCAGUAUGCGACAGGGUGAGAUGGAGUCACCUGCAAGUAAUGUACUAGUAAGACCUAGGACAGUAAAUUCAGAUCUGAUAACAAGGACCCAAGCAGAGUUUUUUAACCGGUCACCAGAGAGUAGCUGCGUCCAGUCCGAACUCAACAAUUCCAUGUUGGAAACAAUGCAAAUGGCCAGCUUGCAAAGCAGACGUGGUACAGUUCUGUUUCCCAAAGACAAUGAGGCUGCAAUUCCAACACGGAGUGAAGACCUGGAUCGGUCAUUAACAAAAAGGCGUCCAAGUGAUUUGGAACAAGAAAACAGUCAACCCAGUGAUGACACCUUCAACUCCAGCUUCAGUUUCAUUCAGCUCUCCUUGGCUUCUGAUUACCAGGAGGAUUUUGGCGGCUGCAGUUUACAGUCAAGCAAAUCAGCCGAGCCUGUGCUGGCACAGGAUCCUCAACUCUUAUUUGCAGAUGCUGGGCUCGACUAUACUCUCCCCAAAGAUGGUGCAGACAGCUUACCUGACCAGGACCUGUGGAAAGACCCGGAAUUUUGGCAGUUUAGCCAGAGCGAUGAAGUCCAGUCAGUGGUUGACACCGGACUUAAGGAGGGCUUGCAGGACUUGGACAUGUUACCCUUCGACACAGAGGUUGCUUUCUCUUUCUCUUUAGAUUUGUCAGAUGCAGCAUCUGCAGGGUCUUCAGUUACCUCGGGCUAUGAGAGCAGCACCACCACUACUGAGAGCAGCUGUGAUGUGCUUCUGAAGCAGUAUGAUGGCAUCUUGAACGACUGCCUGCAGAGCAGAAGGGCCAGCGUGAAGAUUGAAUCCUUAAUACUAAAGUUAUUACGACUGCAAGAAAAAGCCAUUCGAGAGGACGACUAUGACAGAGCUGACAAAUUCCGCCAGAAGUUAGUGGAGCUGAGGAAGGAAAAAAGCUUGUUGAAGCUGGGCUUGCCAUCCAUGCAUCCCUGUGUGUCGAGGCUAAUCGAGCGGCUGAAGGAUCAGCUCCAGUCAUCUUUACAGCAAACCCCUGGAAGCUGUGGGGCAAACAAGGAAGAAAUGCGAGCAAAGCAAAAAUCAGAAAAGGAGAAAGUCCAGUUCUGUUUAUUCCGAAGAGACCAACUUCUUCAAGAAAAGCAGCAUCUGCAGAAUGAAAUUCACGAGUUAAGGCGAACAUUGGCAGAGCUCAUGAAGAAAGACUGCCAGCUUACAAUUGAAAUUGAAGAAGAAGACCGGCUGAUUCAGACGCAGGACAGUAAGCUGCCUUCCAUCCUGACCACUUCUCUGGGGGAGCUAAGUGACCUGAAUAAAGUGCUGGAUGAGAUGGUAGCGUCUGCACAUCGAGUUCAGUCCUGCACAGAUCCUCCUGAACACAUAAAGAGCCUUCAAGAAAAGGAACAGUUCCUGAGUGCAUCCGUGAAGGAGGCUACAGCCAAAGUUUUCAUGAGCCAGAAACUGUGCAGCAGUCUGAGGAAGAAAGUCAGUGACAUUGAAACUCAACUGGCAACCUUUGAAGAAGCCAAAAUAACAGCAGUUACAGGAAACGAUUUUUCAACUGCUAAAGACCUUAAACAGGAGAUGGUGUUGCUUGGCUCGGAGAAGGACCGCCUGGAAGAACUACUGCUGAAAGCGCAAACGUUGAGCAGAGCCAACACGGAGGCACUGGAUUUGGUCAAAGGAGACUAUGCCAAGGUCAGGCUGGAGCUCGAGCGUAACGAGGCAUACUUUGAGAAAAACCUGAGAGAAAAUGCAGCCAAGUACAUGGACCUGUUGGAAGACAAGCUGCACAGCUGUGGAAGUCCACUGCUGACCAGAGUGUGGGAAGCUGACUUGGAGGCCUGUCGUCUGUUGCUUCGUGGGCUGCAGCUGAAAGAAACGGGCUUCUGCAUCUCAGAGGGAGACGAGAGCCGAACAGACGAGACAGAACACUUGGAUGACCUCUGCUCAGAGAUGGACACCAAAAAAGAGAGCCAGUUCCACCCGCCAGGAUCAUGGGGUGAUAUUCCACAUGUCAUUGCAAAAGGAAACUCCCAGGAUCAAUUGAUUGAGAAUCUGGAGGAAUGUUUGUUUAAUAAAGAAGCUCAUCAAUCUGAGGUCUGCUGGACUGGCACAGCAAACAUAAUGCAGCAAUGUGAAUCAAUCAGUGAGAAAUUGCUGUCUCUCGAGGACCAACUGCAAGUGGCAAUUCUGCAGCGUGAUAAAGGCCUUACUCAUAUCCUUUCCCUUUUUAACACUAAGCCGUCAGCAGCUUUCCAUUGCUUUAUUGUUAUCAAACCCUACAGGAUGUCACAGGAACAACCAAAUUGCUCAAGGUGCCCCUGCCACGGUGUUGUCAGCUACUAACUGAACAACAAAGGCUGGUAGCAUGCAGUAGUGUAGUUGACUUAAAACUGGAAGGUUCCAGAAUGAAAUUCCACUUGCGGCUGACUGACUCUUAACCUGGGCUAGUCACUGAACCCCCUUGUCCAAACAUUGUAAGGAUGUGCCACAUGUCUCUUGGAAAAAGUGUUAAUCUUGAAGGUACUAUCCAUCAGGUAUAAACGUUCAGUUGUAGGUGGUACACUCUUGCAUAAACAGAGCCGGUCAAUCCAUUAGGUGACAUAGGGUGCCAUCAUCUGAGGGGUACCAUUUAUGAAAGUUAAGUGGUGUUCUCUCCUGACCCUAGGGGCUCGAACUCUGAUGAUACUGUUAAAAGAAGAGCAAUGUUUCUGAAAGUUAACAGUGCACAUGCUUCGUACUCCAAGGGGUGCACACUGUAAAGUCCACGUUAUAUAUACAUUACUGAAGGGGUGCACGCCCCGGACACUAAGUGGAGCCCCCUGCACAGGUCAUUGAUGUCUAAUAAUACAGAUUACCCGCUAUGAACAACAAGGGGCGACAUCCAUCCACCCCGCCUAGAGCUCCAAAUGGGGCAACCUGCACUGUGCAUAAAGAUGAAUCCAUCAGGACAAAAUGAAAUGCCUCCGUGUAGGAUUUAGAGAAAAGUCUGCAUCUUCAGACCAGCCAGCUUGCAAAUUAAACUUCAUAGAAAACAUCAUUUCUGUAAAAGCAGAACAAGACAAGCUUUCAAAGCCAUCCAUAAUGCUUUUUAUUAUCUUGCCAUGUUAUUCUAAACCUUCAAUUAUCUUCUGUGCUUUUGCCAUGCAGAUAAAAGGCAAUUUUAUCGCUUCAGGUACUGUAAUGUUUCAGAAAAUAAUAAUCAAAGAUGAGAUCAGGAAAACCUGCAAUAUUGAGCUGUAGUUAUAACAAUGGGCUGUUUGCUCAAUUGGAGUAGUUUGAAUGUUAUAUUCUGUAUCUCCUUUAACACA
Molecule: messenger RNA, 4011 nt
Organism: Erpetoichthys calabaricus (reedfish)
Lineage: Eukaryota; Metazoa; Chordata; Cladistia; Polypteriformes; Polypteridae
Gene: disc1
Product: DISC1 scaffold protein
Exons: 13
Coding region: 443-3046 (867 amino acids)
Biological process (GO): neuron migration; cilium assembly
Cellular component (GO): centrosome; microtubule; mitochondrion
Molecular function (GO): protein binding
Source: RefSeq, a predicted model, not a curated record